CUGAAUCUGCUGUCUCUAAAUCUGCUAUCUCAAAAUAUGCUCAAAAUCCUGAGAAAACUGAGAAGAAUAAUACUCAUACUUCUAUUGAUAGAAAAGUGAAGAAAAAAAUACAAAAGAAGAAAAACUUUCAAAUCUUCAGAAAUAGAAGACUUAUUCUCAAA
This is a messenger RNA of Blastomyces gilchristii SLH14081, 161 nucleotides long. RefSeq lists its product as uncharacterized. The record is from RefSeq and is a predicted model, not a curated record. The annotation marks the transcript as partial. NCBI's taxonomy places the organism in Eukaryota, Fungi, Ascomycota, Eurotiomycetes, Onygenales, Ajellomycetaceae. The transcript has a single exon.